Messenger RNA from Lathyrus oleraceus (garden pea), 2118 nucleotides. RefSeq lists its product as uncharacterized. The transcript has 10 exons. The record is from RefSeq and is a predicted model, not a curated record. The coding region runs from base 306 to 1427 and encodes 373 amino acids. Gene Ontology annotation, cellular component: U5 snRNP. Lineage: Eukaryota; Viridiplantae; Streptophyta; Magnoliopsida; Fabales; Fabaceae.
AUAAUCAUUUUCUCUCUCACUCUCUAAAUUCAAUGAUAAACCAUUCUUCAUCCUCUUUGAUUUUCUAUCAAAACAUAACUUUUUUGUAUUUUUAAACUUUAGGGUGCAGAGUAUUGGAUUCGGUCCCAACCCGUUUUUUUGUUGGAGCAAGUCAAGAUUUUGGGUCGGUCACAUAUUCUAUGCUGUCCUUAAUUUAAAUUUAAAUUUAAAAUAGAGAAGAAAGGAAGAAAAGAAAACAAAGGGAACUUCGUCACCUUUUGUUUAGAAGCUGAGAGUGUUGAGCCGCUUCUUCGUUGGAAGCUUCAAUGUCGGGAGGAGGACCAUCUCGCUCCGCCGGCAAACGCCCCUUUCAGGAAGACGAUGACAAUUCCAAUCAAAAUCAACCACCAAAGAGGAUUAGGUUUCCAAAGAAAAAGAAAGGGAGUCAAGUAGAUGUAGUAGUGGAGCAAGUAAUUGUUGAGGAGAAUGUGAAUGACUUGUCGAACCCUGUUGUUGCUGCCAAAGAGCGGGUGAAACGCAGGAAUCAAAUUACUGCUGAGCUCCUGAGUGAGGAGAAUGGAGGUAUCUCAGUAUCGGCUGCUGAAGUGACUUAUGAGGAUAAUGAGGAUUUUGUUGAUGAUGGGAUUCAAAUUGAGCCUUUCAACCUCGAUAAAGAAAGGGAAGAAGGUUAUUUUGACGCAUCCGGAAAUUUUGUUGAAUAUGUAAGAGAUAAUGAGAUUAAGGAUGCAUGGCUUGAUAAUAUUGAGGUUGAUCCUAGAUAUGCUGAAUUAAGCUCUGCAACAAAAAAUGAUGAAGAGGAGGAGGUCCAAGAACUUUCUUCUAAAGAUGUGGCAAUCAUGAAGAGGCGCAUUGCAAAUGUUCUUGAAUCAGAGGAAACAGUCUUGCAAGGUUUGAGAAGGUUAAAAGGUAGCGGUGAUAGAAAGACAAAAAUGUCCGGUGAGACUAAGAUUGUGUUUGACCAGCUAACUGAGGAUGCUAUGAAGCUUAUGGAGAAUGGUGAAUACAAUGUUUAUCAUGAAAAUAAAGAGGUUUUUGAGCGCGAAGCAGAAGGAUAUGAGAAAUUAGCCAGGGUAAGAGGAGAAGGCACAUCCAUGGACACUCCAAAUCCACCUUUGGCUAGUGCUGAUGAUUUUGAUAUGUUUGCUGCUGAUGAUGAGCAUGCUGCCACUGAACCAUCUACAGUUGAAAAUAAUGCAGUUAGUGAACCACCAUCAGAUGCCAUUGCUUCUGGUACAGAGGGCGGAGCUUUGCAGAGCGAUUAUGUGUAUGACGAAUCUUCUGGGUAUUAUUACAGCAGCAGUUUGGGCUAUUAUUAUGAUCCAAAUACAGGGCUUUAUUGCUCUGAAGAAACAGGGAAAUGGUACUCAUUUAAUGAGGAGACUGGCAGCUACGACGAAGUUAAUGAGGUUGCCACCAAUUCGAGUUGAGGGACCUGUUUCAGAAGAGUAUACAGACAAUUUAUAGCAUAUCAUUUGUACAGACAGUAUGUGGGGGCACCUUGUACUUGUUUAGAUGCUUACUGCCAGCAGUUUUUCUUCCUUCCUUUACCUCUUUAAGGUUGCUGAUGUGUAAUGACCAAAAAAUCACCUAAAUUGAUCCCUUGAAGUUAGGAACGAUAAACACUUUCCCGUAGCAUACUUCUGCGUCGGUAUUCCAAUGGAAAAAACCUUGUGAUCGUGCUGGAUGCGCCCUGGAAACCCCGUGUCUACAAAAACAAACAUAGCAGUUGUCAGUUUACACAUCAAAUUCCUAAUCUAUUUUUGUACGUGCAACUGGAUAAUUGUUUUUUGGUGUCAAACUUAAUGUGUCAGCCUGCGGUGGGUACUAGACACUCUUCAAACUUAAUGUGUCAGCCUGCGGUGGGUACUAGACACUCUUCAAACUUAAUGUGUCAGCCUGCGGUGGGUACUAGACACUCUUCAAACUUAAUGUGUCAGCCUGCGGUGGGUACUAGACACUCUUCAAACUUAAUGUGUCAGCCUGCGGUGGGUACUAGACACUCUUCAAACUUAAUGUGUCAGCCUGCGGUGGGUACUAGACAACCAAGUUUUAUUCAUUAAGCAUAUUAAUCACUCUUUAUUAGUGUGAAAGUAUUAUACAAUUGUUACAGCGCACUAA